AAAAAAUAACCGCUAAUGAAGAAGUAAUCAGUAACGUAUUAAAAUUAUCAGUUGGUUACCCAAUGAUGCAGAGAUAAUGUGAAAAAGAUAGAUUCAUUAGAUAGUAUUAGAAAGAAAUAAUUAUUACAAAACCACCACGACUGAUGCAGUGUUUGUUUUAUCAUCUUUGGCUUUGAUAUGAGGCAUAAUUGACAAACUGCUUAGCGGCAGGCUGCGCGUGUUUUGUACGCGACAACCACGCGUAAUAAAUAAAACGCAUGGACACCGAUGAAUCGCGCCAUUUUUAGUUAACGAACCGGCUCGUACUAUCGUGCGAAAAUGCUUAGGUGCAUAAAUAUUGUAAACUUUUUACACAAAGAAAAGUUAGACUUAAUUUUUAGUGGGAAUGUGUUUCGGAAAAGUGAUAAUUUAUUAAAAGUGCGCCUUUGGAUCUACUGUUUGGCCCUGAUACACCUAGCUGUCGUCUCCUCGAAGUUAUUGUUCAUAGACUUUACGAAAGCGGAAGAUCCUAGCUUGUGGGUGUAUGAGAGUGUGCGGUGGAAACUUAUAACAUGUUGGUUUAAUCUGUUAUCUUUUAUAUAUUUGCCAGUUUGCAUCUAUUGUGAAGUGAAGGAGCUGCUUGGAGAAAAUGGGGAACCACAAGUCAAAUGGUUAAACAACUUCCGGUUUCUAAUUUUUACCAGCAUCCUAUUGCCUACAACCACUUUUGCCGACAUACUUUUCUGGCGUUUAUGGAUGAAAGACAGGGAGCUACUUGCCCCAGCGUCCAUUGACAGCUUUGUACCAUUCUGGUCACAGCACAGCAUGCAUACCGUGACAUUGGUGGUCACCAUGUUGGACAUGGUGAUGUUGCCGAGGGCAAGGCCAAAGAGUUUCGUGCCCGGAUUGAGCUUAAUGACAUUCUUCGUGCUUGCCUACUCAUUUAUGUGCGUCGAAAGCUAUGUCAGAGGGGAAUACAUAUAUCCUGUCUUCAAAUUCUUCGAUGGAUUCAAAAUGUCGGUUUUAAUGUUUUACGUUUUGAUUGAGCAUUUAUUUUAUUAUUUUGGUCAGUUUAUUGUGUAUGAUUUAAUAUGGGCUAGAUACUGGAAAGAAAGUAUUCAAAAGCUAUGAAGUUAGCUACCUUUUAUUAUUUUAUAAGCUGCUGAAAAUAGCAAAUACUUGCCAACACAGCCUCACUAUUAGGCUUGAAAUUAUUUGUAUCUCUAAAAAAUUAAAAUUAUAUCUAACACUUAAAUUUUUAGAAAAUCAUUUAAAUAUAUCUUAUCAUAGAUACCUGUGCAUACAUAUGUGCAUGUUAAAUAGAUCAAGUUGAUGGUCUCUUUAUUAUGAGAAUGAGUUAAAACUUUUAAUAUUAUCAUGAUUCAGUGCAUGCAAUUUGCGAUUUUUCUCUCGGUUGACUAGAACACUUAUU
Messenger RNA from Chilo suppressalis (striped riceborer), 1411 nucleotides. The record is from the annotation of a GenBank genome assembly. Lineage: Eukaryota; Metazoa; Arthropoda; Insecta; Lepidoptera; Crambidae.